UGAGAGCACCUACUUUAGUUUAGCCAAGUAUGGGCUAAAGAAAAGGUGAUUUCAAUUUUAUUAACUACUACAGUUCUUAUAGACUCUUUAAUACACCUGUUAAAAAUGUAAAAAUCUACGAUGGUCCUCACAUUUAAUGUGAUUUUUCCAUAAGUAUAAAUGUACGAAGCCUUUAUAUAUUUGUUGAUAACCAAUCACAUAAAUCUUUUCUUAUCUAAUCUGUCAAAAUUAGUAAAUCGAUAAUUAGUUUUGUAAAAUAGUGAAAGACAAUCCGGGACCAUGGGUGUGGAAGUAGAACUAAUCCUCCUUAUAUCCCUGAUCAUUAUUUUUAUCGCAUCGUUUUGCGGAUUAUUACAGAAGAUUAGGAAAUCAUACGAACGUGAUAGAGAACUAACAGAAAGGGUAACUAAUAUAUCAUCACCAAGACUUUCUUUGACUGAAAUUUAUAUAAAUCCGACGUUUACACCUGAGAAUGAAAAUGGCCAAAAUCAUUCAACCAACCAUGGUGUAUUUCCAUGUGCGCCACCACCAUACACAGAAUUAUAUUGUGAACCACCUCCAAAAUACGAAGAUAUUAUUAAAGAUGGGAGCUGUAGACUAGAUAUGCCCAGCACCUCCACCAGCAGUAGUAGCAAUAAUUAGUGAUUACAUAGAUGAUCAGGUCAUUUUCACACAAUGAAAAUUUUUAUACAUUUUUGGAAACAAAACCAUAUUUGCACAAUGUGAACUUCAAGCAAUAACAUAUUUGUCUAAGUCAUAAACAAGCCAGGAAAAAGUAUUUUUUGAUAGCAAAUGUAUAAUUAGCCUUCAGUGUUGACGUAAUAAACAAAGGUAACAAUGACAAUAGACAUUCAUGUUUAACACAAAAGCAUGAGUUGCACUUAUCUGAACAAAAGCUUGAAAUGACAAAAAAUUUGGUUUUUGUAUACUCAUUCAGCUACGUGUCUUGUUCAGAGGAUAACCGUAUGUUGUGUACCUAUGUUUUUGCUUUAUUGAAGUGUAGGAAAGUUCUUGACAACAUAAAGGAUCAUUGUCCAUUUUAAUUCUGAUCUUAAUGAACAAAGGAAUCUCAUUAUACUUUUACAAAAAAGAUUUUAAAGAAGAUUCAUGCAAUACUGGAAUAUACAAGAGGUCUUUCACUAGUAUGAUAUUACAUAUUACAUUUGAUUGUAAUAUAAACAUAGGCUUGGCACAUUUAUACACGUUGUAAAUUUUUAAUUAAUAUUAGAAUUAUUUUUCAUAGUGUAUUUAUAUUACAAGUUGUAAAUGGAUGAUAUAAAUUUUAUUUAACA
Molecule: messenger RNA, 1292 nt
Organism: Zophobas morio
Lineage: Eukaryota; Metazoa; Arthropoda; Insecta; Coleoptera; Tenebrionidae
Exons: 5
Coding region: 280-642 (120 amino acids)
Source: RefSeq, a predicted model, not a curated record